GGAAACAGAUGGAGAGUGGGGAGGAGAGGUUGUUGGCAAUCACCGCCUUGCUGAAAAGUGCAUUUUCAGAGCAGGAUUUAUAGCAUUGACUUGACAUCACCAACAGACUUUAGCCAGAGAGCAAAAUGUUGUAGCCAAAUCUGCAUGGAGGAAGAGCACAGGGUGCAUCCCCCUUUCCCCUCAUCCCCAAAUGUGGGGUGUGGGGCCCUUGGAGGCUUAGCAAGGCUCUGGAAAGGUGUGGCCUGUCCUGUGCCCCCUUCUCCACACACAGGUCCCUAGGCACCAGUCAGCCUACAGGGCUGAGCUCAGCUGUGAAUAGGGGAUAAAGCUGAGGCAGCUUAUUUGCUCCCCAGGAAUGUCUGCACUCAAUGCAUGUGGAAAUCACCCCCAGCAUGGCUGGGGAUGAGGCCGGUCCUGAGGGACAUUGGCAGUCACUCUCCCUUGCUCCAUGGCACUCGCUGGGGCUGGGGUUGGUGUUUCAGGGAGCACUGGACCAUGGCAGGGUCUUUGCCUCAUCCUGCUAGGCAGGAAUUUGCCCUGACAAGCAACAGUGCUGUGUGCAGAGGCCAAGUGCACCCCCAAGCUGCCCCUUUUCCUGUUCUCCACACUGUGUGUGGGGCUUACCCACUCAACGGGGCCCAAGCUCCCCUUGUCCUGUGGUGCUUGUUGCCCGCAUCGCCCCAGCUGUGUGCCCCUGGGUCCUCCAUGCAGCACAACAGGGGCUGAGGGGGCUCUGAGGAUCCCACCUGCUUGCCCAGCACUUUCCGGGGGUACAGGCUGGGCAGCAACUGGCGUCUUUCUGAGAAUGAGACAGGCUCCAACCUUGUCACCUUCUCAGCACUGGGGCUGGUCUCCAGCCUCCCCACAAGCCCCCAGCUAAGCUCUGCCAGGGCUCAGUGCCUUGCUGCAGGCAGCGCUGGGUGGGCAGCAUUGUGCCUGUGCCAUUGUUCUGCUCAGCCUCCCCACAAGCCCUGGGACACAGCGUGUGGCCCUGUGCCAAGGCAUUGCCUGGCCUGGCCCCCUGUCUCCUCCCCAUGCCCAGAAGCACUGGGAAAAGUUCUGCUGUGAAAGCAAAGUCCAGGCUGCUGGGCAAAGGACAGCCGUGGCCAGGCACUGUGGGGCAAUGGCAGCUGUGCUCUGGGCUAGACUGGGCACGGGCUGCCUGUCCCACUGGCUGUGGGGCUGGCAUCUGUCCCUGGGGCUGCCAGCAGUGCGGCUGGCCCAUGCCGGGGCUACAAAGCAGCUGCAGCAGGAAUACGACGCGGUGGUGAUUGGAGCAGGGCACAACGGGCUGGUGGCAGCUGCCUACCUGCAGCGGGCAGGGCUACGCACAGCUGUGCUAGAGAAACGCCAUGUGCUGGGCGGCGCAGCUGUCACGGAGGAGAUUGUGCCAGGCUUCAAGUUCUCCCGGGCAUCCUACCUGCUUAGCCUGCUGCGACCACAGAUCUACACCGAGCUGGAGCUGCAGCGCCAUGGUCUGAGGGUGUUCCUGCGGGACCCCUACUCCUUCACCCCACUGCUGGAGGACAGGAGCUGCCCCCGCUCUCUCCUGCUGGGACAUGACAUGGCCCAGACCCAACAGCAGAUUGCUCAGUUCUCCCAGAAGGAUGCCCAGGCUUACCCUGAGUAUGAGGUGUUCAUGGGGGUCUUGGUGUCAGCCCUUGACCAGCUGCUGGAUGCCCCCCCGGUGGAUACAGCUGCCUUGGGACAGGGCUCCCUGCUGCAGCGACUCAGAGCCCUGCGAGCCCUGCGUCCCCUGUUGCGGGCAGGGCUGACGCUGGGGCGGCAGCUGCCGCGCUAUUAUGAAGUGCUCACAGCCCCCAUCUCCAAGAUCCUGGAUCAGUGGUUUGAGUCAGAGCCCCUGAAGGCAACUCUAGCUACUGAUGCGGUGAUUGGAGCCAUGGUCAGCCCCCACACCCCUGGCAGUGGGUAUGUGCUCUUGCACCAUGUGAUGGGUGAGCUGGAGGGACGGAAGGGGGCCUGGGGCUACGUGGCUGGUGGGAUGGGGGCCCUGUCCCAAGCUAUCGCCCGUGCAGCCACUGCCCAGGGAGCCCACAUCUUUACUGAGAAGGUGGUGUGCCAGGUGCUGCUGGGCAGGAAUGGGCAGGUGCAGGGUGUUGCACUGCAGGAUGGAACGGAGGUGAGGACCAAACUGGUGCUGUCCAAUGCCUCCCCCCAGAUCACCUUUCUGGAGCUCACCCCUCAGGAGCAGCUGCCAAAGGACUUUGUCCAACGGAUCCGGCAGGUUGACACAUGCUCUCCUGUCACCAAGAUCAACGUGGCGGUGGAUCGGCUGCCCAGCUUCCUGGCUGCUCCCAACACCUGUGAUGGCUAACCCCUGCCCCACCACCAGUGCUCCAUCCACCUCAACUGCGAGAGCACCCACCUCCUGCACCAGGCCUUCACCGAGGCCACCCAUGGGCACCCCUCCAGCAGGCCCAUGAUAGAGCUUUGCAUCCCCUCAGCGCUGGAUCCAGGGCUGGCCCCACAGGGCUGCCACGUGGUGUCCCUCUUCACCCAGUACACCCCCUCUGUGCUGGCAGGUGGGCAGCCCUGGGACGAGCAGGCCAGAAAUGCAUAUGCAGACACCGUGUUUGACUGCAUCGAAGCCUAUGCCCCAGGGUUCAAGGCAUCUGUCAUCGGCAGGGACAUCCUGACGCCACCAGACCUGGAGAGGAUCUUUGGGCUGCCCAGCGGGAACAUCUUCCAUGGAGGGAUGUCUCUGGACCAGCUGUACUUUGCCCGACCAGCACCAUCCUACUCAGGCUACCGGUCCCCAGUUCCUGGCUUGUACUUGUGUGGAAGCGGAGCCCACCCUGGAGGAGGAGUGAUGGGAGCAGCAGGACGCAACGCUGCCCAGGUGGCCCUUGAGGACUUCAGGGACCUCUGAUGGCAGUGGUCACACAGACCUCACCUCUACAGGUUUGUGGCUGCAGCAAGUUGUGUUGUCCCCAUGCAGAGCCCUGCCUGUCCCCAGCUUCCUUCCCGGGCACCACAGGGCAGCAGCAUCCCCUGAGAGCUGUGGGUUGUGGGCUGGCACAGUUCCUUGUACUCCCAGCUGCCACUGUUGCCUUUAACACGUGGCUGCUCCCAGCCCAUUUCAGCCCAGCCAUGCCUUGGUGGCUCCUGGGCACUGGGCAGCCAUUGGGAGCCCCACUCAGCCCCUGCCUGCACCUAUUGAAAUAAACCCUGGCCCAGGCUCUGUCUCGA
Messenger RNA from Columba livia (rock pigeon), 3210 nucleotides. RefSeq names its product pyridine nucleotide-disulphide oxidoreductase domain 2 (gene PYROXD2). Lineage: Eukaryota; Metazoa; Chordata; Aves; Columbiformes; Columbidae. The transcript is spliced from 16 exons. Gene Ontology annotation, molecular function: oxidoreductase activity. The record is from RefSeq and is a predicted model, not a curated record.